AAACGGUGAGGCCCGCCUCCCCACAACCACCCCUACUUUACAUAUUCUACACCCCUUAGCCGGUAAUAGUGACCGGAAUCCUCCAUUUCCGGUAUCUCAAAGCUCGCCGUUGAUUGUUUACAAUUCGAUGGAAGCGAUUAAGGAAACGGGUCGGAUCAAGGGUCCAUGGAGUCCUGAAGAGGAUGAGUUAUUGCAGAGGCUAGUUGAAGAACAUGGGCCAAGAAACUGGUCUAUUAUAAGUAAAUCAAUUCCGGGUCGAUCCGGAAAAUCUUGUAGGCUCCGUUGGUGUAACCAGCUUUCUCCUCAAGUGGAGCACCGCCCUUUUACUGCUGAAGAAGAUGAAACUAUUCUCAAAGCCCAUGCUAAGCUCGGUAAUAAAUGGGCUACUAUAGCCCGUUUUUUAUCGGGUCGAACCGAUAACGCCAUAAAGAACCACUGGAACUCGACGCUUAAGCGAAAGUGUCCUUCCACGUCGGAUGAUUUGUCAUUCGAAACUCCUCAGCAGCCGCUGAAGCGAUCGUCCAGUAUUGGGCCGGGUACAAUAUCAAUGAAUCCGGGUAGUCCGUCUGGAUCCGACUUGAGCGAUUCGGGUUUUCCUGGGAUUGCUCAAUCGAAUGUUUAUCGACCUGCCGCCCGACCCAGUGGAGUUUUACCUCCUUCAGUACCCGACCCACCAACAUUUCUGAGUCUUUCUUUACCCGGAUCCGGAUUCAAUGAAGCUACGGGUCGGGUAACCCCACAAGUAGCUGAACCGGAUCCCGCACCAUCUUCAGCUCCGGGCUUAAUGCCCCAGAAUCUUCCAGUAAUUGAGAAUUACAGUUUUGGUCCUUCAAUUAUGGAGAAACAGUUAUUUAGCCCAGAAUUUUUGGCAGUUUUGCAAAAUAUGAUACAUAAGGAAGUUAAAAAUUAUACGGAAAAGGGUCAGAAAUAUCCCUAACGUAUUGGAAAUGGUUUAAAUUUGCCCUUCUUUUACCUAUUGGGCCAAAAUUGUCCUUAACUUAAUUUUUGGGUAAAAAAUAUCCUUCUUUUUAACAGAACUAUGAGAUGGCAAAUGUGGGUCCUUUAAUUAAAUAGGUGACACUGAUAUAUUGGUCCACGUGGCAUUAGACCCAUAAAUAACCGAUCCAUAUGGGUUAACCCAAAACCACUAAAAAUCAAGUGAGUUCAGCAACAAUGGUGGAGCCGAUUUCAUCAAGCUAGGAAAUGAUUCGAGUUCAACAAUUUCACUACUACACUUGGAUUAGUAGAUACUGAAGCAAUGAUUUAAGCUUAAAAGUCAAUCUUCACAGCAAGGUAUAGAAGCAAUGGUUUAAGUUUCAAUCAGCUUUAGUCAAGCAAAUUAAUUAACACAAUUAAUCUCAACAAAGAAACUCAGCAGUAGAGGAUCAACAAUGCCCAUUCUGAGCUCUCGAAUCAGCAACUACUCUCGAUUCACCGCCUCCAUUCAAUAGGUUUUUCCGAAUGAUUUCAACAAACCUUAAUUAGUACUUCAAAUUUUUAUCAACCCCAGAUUCGUUCUUGAGAAAGAAAUUGAGAAUUUCAACCAACAGACUUCAAAUUCA
Nicotiana tabacum (common tobacco) is the source of this 1562-nucleotide messenger RNA. RefSeq names its product transcription factor MYB44-like. Lineage: Eukaryota; Viridiplantae; Streptophyta; Magnoliopsida; Solanales; Solanaceae. The record is from RefSeq and is a predicted model, not a curated record. Gene Ontology annotation, molecular function: RNA polymerase II cis-regulatory region sequence-specific DNA binding; DNA-binding transcription factor activity, RNA polymerase II-specific. Gene Ontology annotation, cellular component: nucleus. Gene Ontology annotation, biological process: regulation of DNA-templated transcription.